This is a messenger RNA of Haliotis rubra (blacklip abalone), 1018 nucleotides long. RefSeq names its product ankyrin repeat domain-containing protein 50-like. Gene Ontology annotation, molecular function: protein binding. The coding region runs from base 311 to 1018 and encodes 235 amino acids. The record is from RefSeq and is a predicted model, not a curated record. The transcript is spliced from 4 exons. NCBI's taxonomy places the organism in Eukaryota, Metazoa, Mollusca, Gastropoda, Lepetellida, Haliotidae.
CAUUCUACAUGUUGCAUGUUUACGUGGCAAUGAAGACAUUGUUAGGGAUCUUCUCUCGCGUGGGAUAGCUGAUAUAGAGAGCGCAGACAAGACGGGGAGAAAACCAGUGAUAUAUGUAGCACAGAAGGGCAAUAAGAAAGUUGUUGAUCUACUGGUGAACAAAGGAUGCAACUUGUCGGUAGUGGAUGAUCUAGGUAGAAACAUUCUACAUGUUGCAUGUUUACGUGACAAUGAAGACAUUGUUGAGGAUGUUCUCUCGCGUGAGAUAGCUGACAUAGAUAGCAGAGAUGAUGGAGGAAGGACACCAGUGAUGUAUGCAGCAGAGAAGGGCAAUAAGAAAGUUGUUGAUCUACUGGUGAGCAAAGGAUGCAACUUGUCGGUAGUGGAUGAUCCCGGUAGAAACGUUCUACAUGUUGCAUGUUUAGGUGGCAAUGAAGACUUUGUUGAGGAUCUUCUCUCGCGUGAGAUAGCUGACAUAGAUAGCAGAGAUGCUCGAGAAAGGACACCAGUGAUGUAUGCAGCAGAGAAGGGCAAUAAGAAAGUUGUUGAUCUACUGGUGAGCAAAGGAUGCAACUUGUCGGUAGUGGAUGAUCUAGGUAGAAACAUUCUACAUGCUGCAUGUUUUGGUGACAAUGAAGACAUUGUUAAGGAUCUUGUCUCGCGUGGGAUAGCUGACAUAGAUAGCAGAGAUAAUCAAGGAAGGACACCAGCGAUGUAUGCAGCAGAGAAGGGCUAUAAGAAAGUUGUUGAUCUACUGGUGAGCAAAGGAUGCAACUUGUCGGUAGUGGAUUAUCUAGGUAGAAACAUUCUACAUUUUGCAUGUUCAGGUGACAAUGAAGACAUUGUUAAGGAUCUUCUCUCGCGUGGGAUAGCUGACAUAGAUAGCAGAGAUGAUCGAGGAAGGCCACCAGCGAUGUAUGCAGCAGAGAUUGGUAAUAAGAAAGUUGUUGAUCUACUUGUGAACAAAGGAUGCAACUUGUCGAGAAGGGCAAUAAGAAAGUUGUUGAUGUAUUGGUGA